Molecule: messenger RNA, 1958 nt
Organism: Saccostrea cuccullata (small rock oyster)
Lineage: Eukaryota; Metazoa; Mollusca; Bivalvia; Ostreida; Ostreidae
Exons: 10
Coding region: 48-1583 (511 amino acids)
Biological process (GO): peptidoglycan catabolic process
Molecular function (GO): N-acetylmuramoyl-L-alanine amidase activity; zinc ion binding
Source: RefSeq, a predicted model, not a curated record
GAACCUUUAACUUGUUUUUCUUCCCUGUCUAUUGGACAGACGACAACAUGGCGGUUCGUGGUGCUAUGAUAUGUCUGCUAUUUUCUGUGUUGUUACAAUGUGUACAAAGUUAUAAACUGAAUCGCCUAAUAAAUGAGUUCUACAUCACAGCUGAUUUAAACUCGUGCUCUAACUUGGGAGGAAAAUGUCAGAAUGACACGAAACAGUGCGAUGGUUCCUAUAUCACCGCCAGCUGUACCGGGGGUGCCACACAGAAGUGCUGUCUUGCAAAAAUUCAAGUACAAGACACAGGAGAAUGUCAGGGCCUUCCAAUUUUAUCACGUGAUACGUGGGGAGCGGCUCGUCCCAAACUGAUAGAGAAUCUGACGUUACCAAUGACCAUGUUCUUCAUACACCAUACCGACACAAAGACAAACCACUGCUACGACACGGAAUCUUGUUCAGCUGUUAUGAGAGCCAUCCAACGAUUUCACAUGAACGACCGGGGUUGGGAAGACAUUGCUUACAGUUUUCUGAUUGGUGGCGAUGGUCAGGUGUACGAAGGCCGCGGCUGGGACCGUGUGGGAGCACACACCUAUCGUUAUAAUUACGUGUCGCUGGCUGCGGCAUUCAUUGGAACAUUUAACGAUACAAUGCCGCCCGCACCGGCAGUGACGUCAGCUCGUAAACUUCUGAAGUGUGGCGUUUACAGGAAUGCAAUCACGUCUACCUACAGUCUGUACGGCCACCGUGACGUCAGAGAUACCACAUGUCCCGGCUACACGUUGUAUAAUGCGAUCAGGAAAUGGCCACACUAUAAUGUUACUACAGACAGAGAUGGACCCUGCUUACAGAAAGGUGGCAUUUGUGGUCCUACAUAUCUUACUUGCCGAGGCACAUAUCAAAAGGGUCUGUGUAAUGGUUAUUCAGGGCGGCAGUGUUGUAUUCCAAAUCAACACGCACCUGUCAACAAGCACCAACAGAGAUCCCCAAUUCCUGUCAGAAAACUACCAGCAUUCCUUAGUCAACACACACCUAUAAAAGGUUUUAAUUGUUUCGGAGAUUUCAUGCUUUUACGUCCGUCCGGAAGAAAGUCAGGAGGAGUGCCGGAGUCGCGGAGGGAAUUGGAUGCUCAUUACACUCUGGCUAACAACUAUCAUGGAUGUUUUUUGCAAGUCGGAAAUGAAGUUUGUCUACACCCAGCGGUCAUAGCGGGUGUCGCCAGCCGAGAAUCUAAUUUUGGAUUUUCUCUCACCCCCGAUGGAUGGGGGGACAACCACAAUGCUUAUGGAAUGAUGCAGUGUGAUGUCCGAAAAUGUCCCGUAUGUCGGUAUGGAGUAACAUGCACAACCUACAGGUUUGAUAGUUGUGAUCACAUCAGAAUGAUGACUACAGAUGUACUAGUACCAAACAUCAUGGCGGUCAAGAACAAGUUUCCGAACUGGUUACCACAGCAACACAUCCAAGGAGGUGUAGCUGCCUAUAACUUUGGGGUGAGUAACGUGAGAUCCUGGGCGAAUCUUGAUGUUGGAACGACGGGUGGAGACUACAGUAAUGACGUCAUUGCGCGCGCACAGUGGCUCGUAUCGGCACACAACUGGUAAAACUAUGCCCAGGGUGUGACAGCUUGAAGAAAAGAAUUGUUACUGGAAUCAGUGUUAUUAUCUAAAACGAGACAUAUCAACUGAUGAUAUUAUUGUAGCUACAAACAGAAUACUAGUCUUUUUUGGAUUUUCUGAUUUUUUUUAAAUUUUCCUAUAUAUAUGUUGAGAACGUUUUUCACUAGGCACACGUACCAUGAUACCCGUGAAAUUGUUCUAUUAACAAUAAAUUUAUUAUUAUUGGCCGCAGCAGCGGCGAUCUAUUUGUAGUUGUGUUGGGAUGAGCAAUGCUCAAGACAUUAUUUUUUCAUGCUGCAAUAAAGUUAUUCCUCACUGAAAGCAUACAUAAAAGAUGGAAAUAAAUGUUUCAAAAAAUUU